GGGAGUUUUCCCGCUCGACUUCCCGUCUGCCAUGGCCUGCUGUCCUGGGGAGGGAUCCGUCCGGUGCCGAGCCGUGCGGGCGGUGAGUGCCGGAGCUCGCCGGCGGCUGCUGGGGGCCGGAGCCGAGCCGAGCCCCCCGCGCCCCUCCCGGCUCUUUCUGGCCUUGCUCUGCUCCCGCCUUCCCCGUCCGCCCGCACCCUCCGCGAUGGGGGAGCGCUGCCGGGGGCGCUUCCUGCUCGGCUUUCGGGUGCUUUGCUCGGGGUCGCAGUGCCGGGAGAGUGAGCUGGUGGAAAAAUAAGAAGCAAAAUGAAACCUUUCCAAAGGGUCUGUCGUUUCAAGAGCCUGCUUGCCAAUUGCUGCUGUCACGGUCAGCUUCACAGCUGUCUUCUUCCUCCUGCUGCAAAGAAGAUAGGUUAUGCAGUGGGACUGCACAGCGGUGGAUUUUGGAAGCCAAAAUCUUUAUUGGACACAGCUAGAUUCACUCUGUCUUUUAACAAUCGGCAUAGGAAAAACCAUCAGGAUUCUCGAGCGUUGUGGAAGCAUGAAGCUGUGCAGAAGUAUCUGGAGACUCUAAGCAAGGAAUACCAGCAGGUUAGUCAUCUGUUAAAUGCUGACUCAAUAAAUGACUUUGAGCAAAGAGCCCUGAGGAGAAGAUGUGCCGAUCUGUCCCCCAUUGCAGCUGCAUUUCAGGAAAUCAGAGAGGCUGAGAAAGAAGUUCAGGAGUUAGAAGCUAUGUGCAGAGAGCUAGAUAGCAGAGAUGAGAAACAACUUCUAGAGCUUGCCUUAGAAGAGAAGGAGACCCUGGAUAAAAAAAUCAACAUGUUGUGCAGAAAGCUUUUCCAGCUUCUAGUGCCAAAGGAAAAAUAUGAUAAAAGUCAUGUCAUACUAGAAGUGACAGCUGGCAGAACAACUGGAGGAGACAUCUGCCAACAGUUCACUAAAGAAAUGUUUGAGAUGUACCAGAACUAUGCAGACUAUAAAUGCUGGACCUUUGACAUUGUGAACUAUGCGCCGGCUGAGAUAGGUGGGUUGCAUCAUGCUGCUGCUCAUAUUUCGGGAGAUGAUGUCUAUAGGCAUCUGAAAUAUGAAGGAGGGACUCAUCGAGUCCAGCGAAUCCCCGAGACGGGCCUGUCAUCACGAAUGCAGCGUAUUCACACUGGGACAAUGUCAGUUAUUGUCCUCCCUCAACCAGAGGAGGUUGAUGUUAAAGUGGAUCCCAAAGAUUUGCGUAUAGACACAUUCAGAGCCAAAGGAGCAGGAGGGCAACAUGUUAACAAAACUGACAGUGCUGUGAGAAUUGUGCACCUUCCCACGGGACUAGCAGUUGAGUGCCAGCAGGAGCGAUCCCAGCUGUUGAACAAGGAAAUAGCUCUGCGGACACUGAGGGCUAAGCUGUACCAGCAGAUCAUUGAAAAACAGCUCAGUCGGGAGCAGAGUUCCAGAAAACUGCAGUUGGGAACAAGAGCCCAGUCGGAGAGAAUUCGUACUUACAACUUCACCCAGGACAGAGUCACUGACCACAGGAUCUCGUAUGAUGCACGCAAUAUCAAGGAAAUUCUAAAUGGGAAAGAAGCACUGGAUAAGCUCAUCAACAGACUGCUGGAGUUUGCGGAGAUGGAGGCUGUCACCGAGUAUCUAGAAAGUUUGCAGGCUGUGGAAGGAGGAGGCUGCUGAAGGCCUUGCGUGGAAGUGAAGCAGAAAUGUUGUGUUCAGUAGUAAAAUGCUGAGUUUGUUAAAUGAUAGUUUGAUUAAAAUCUAUGCCUCUGUUUUUCA
Messenger RNA from Strigops habroptila (Kakapo), 1773 nucleotides. It is a transcript of the gene MTRF1, whose product is annotated as mitochondrial translation release factor 1. Gene Ontology annotation, molecular function: translation release factor activity. Gene Ontology annotation, biological process: translational termination. The transcript has 10 exons. Bases 307 to 1674 code for a protein of 455 amino acids. NCBI's taxonomy places the organism in Eukaryota, Metazoa, Chordata, Aves, Psittaciformes, Psittacidae. The record is from RefSeq and is a predicted model, not a curated record.